GGUGUUGUCGAGUUCAAAGUACGCGAUUACACCUUACAUCAAACUAACCUAAAUUUCUUAUCUAAAAUCUUGUAUACAAAGUACAGUAUCGUGACGAAAUGAUAGUUAUCUCGAGAUUCGUUACCAAAAACGGCUUCGCCGUUUCUCAGGGAAGAUAUAUCGCAAGAACAUUAUCCACCGAGAAGAAAUAUGUGCAGACAACUGAAAAAAAUGGGGUCAGAACUAUUUGUUUGUGCGACUCUUCUACGCGCAAUUCCCUAUCGCUGGGGAUGCUAAAAACUUUGGUGACAGAGAUCAAGAGAGAUGAGGACAACAAGGACCUCCGGUCGAUCGUACUCAUGUCUGAACAAGGAAAGGUGUUUUCUGCCGGACACAAUCUGAAGGAACUGACAGCUACGAACGCCAAAUCUCACAAGGACGUGUUUGAGAUCUGUUCGGAGUUGAUGCGCGCCAUCAAUCAGAGUCCAGUGCCAGUAAUCGCAGCGGUGGACGGUUUGGCAGCCGCAGCCGGCUGUCAAUUAGUUGCGGCGUGUGAUAUCGCGGUGUGCACGGAAAGAAGUUCGUUCUCCACUCCAGGAGCGAAUGUCGGAAUAUUUUGCUCGACACCGGGUAUACCACUGGUACGCAAUGUGCCAAGGAAGAACGCAAUGUACAUGCUGUUUACUGGAUUUUCUAUAUCCGGUAAAGAAGCUUACGAAUGCGGUCUCGUUAGCAAAGUCGUGGCGAACGACAAGCUCGACGAAGAAAUUCAUCGAAUUACAGAAGCAAUUAACAUAAAGAGCCGCUCGGUUGUGCAUUUUGGUAAAACAUUCCUGUACGAACAAAUUACUCUUGAUAUAUCGACAGCAUAUGCUCUCGGCACCGAAAAAAUGGUAAAUAAUCUGAAAAUGAAAGAUGCUCAGGAAGGAAUACAAAGUUUUCUGGAAAAGAGAAAGCCGAAUUGGUCUCAUGAUUUAACAAAUAGCGACGCAAAGCGGAAGUAUAGUUUCUCGUACGUCGACAACAAAGACAAGACUUUCCUUUGGUUGAUGAAUCUUACCGAGACCAUCAUCGUUGGCGGCUGCCUGAGGCUUGAAGCUUCCCGGAGGAUCGAAACUCGAAGGACAAAUCGAGACAAGAAAAGAGGAAGCACACCGAAGGCGAGCCUGGCGACAGAAAGACAAUUUACGAAAAGGCAGAUAACGGAAUUGCUUUUCGAGAAUUGCAUCGACUGUGGAAAAAUGGCUUCCAUUCCGCAGGGUGCUUUCGCAGUGUGUAAAGUUCGCUAUAACGAGGAGCAAACUGUUUCUAUGAUGAAGAAAAAAGAAAAAACUGAAGAAAAGAAGGAAAAUGUAUUCAAUCCGAGGCCUCCUCUAGAGGGUUGGGAGCUAAUGCCACUCAAGUACAACAGUAAACUGAUGAAUAGCAUUUGGGGCUUGUACAAUCGUUAUUCGGUACACAAUUUUAAGAAGAACACUGAUGCCGAGAAGGGGGCCCUCGGUGGGGUGGCCGCGGCAAUCUGGGGCAUCAUUUUGGAGAACCAACCCUCAGCCAAUGCCGCCGUCACCGCCACCGUGGAAGCCCCACAGAUCAUGAGGACCAGAAAUCGCCUUUAAAAUUUUAAACGCGACGCUGCCAUGUAACUUCAAAAAAUCAUUAAAAAAUAGUAGUUGGGAAUGAGCAAUUUAUGCGCAUAAUUACAAUAUAAA
Trachymyrmex septentrionalis is the source of this 1688-nucleotide messenger RNA. Its product is annotated as enoyl-CoA hydratase domain-containing protein 3, mitochondrial-like. The record is from RefSeq and is a predicted model, not a curated record. Gene Ontology annotation, cellular component: mitochondrion. Gene Ontology annotation, molecular function: hydro-lyase activity. The transcript has 9 exons. Bases 99 to 1595 code for a protein of 498 amino acids. NCBI's taxonomy places the organism in Eukaryota, Metazoa, Arthropoda, Insecta, Hymenoptera, Formicidae.